GGGAAGUCUCAAGCAACAACCGGGAGGGAGUGAACCGGAUCUGCUAGCCGCCACGCCGCCGGCUUCUAACGCCGAGAUGGACAGAAAUGAUUUUCAAAGUAUGUCUUCCCCACAAGAAGUGACCCGGCCAGUUCGGAAGCAUAGUUCUCAAAAAAAAGUUUCUACUUGCUGCCUUUUCUUAGUCCUCGCUUCCCUGGAUGACAGUGUAAGUGGCAUGACAACGAGAGGACUGACAGUUCCCAGGACUCCAGGACUGCUUUCUCGACCUUUUACUCCACAGAGUCGGAGUUCCAUGAAGCAACCAAAUAUGUCCUCUAUCUUGGGCACAGGAGGAAAGUCCCCUUACCUUCUGCAUACUCCUGGGCACCUUGGAAACGCGUCUAUGUUAGAUGACAGUGAUUGGACAACUGCGCUCACACCUCCACAUUCAGUAAUGUUCACAAAUCUAGACUACAAUACAGUAGAAGAUGUCACUAAGAGUGCUGUUCUACUGAAUGAGGAUGAUCCUGGAGAAGCAGCUACUAGGAGCAUGUACUCUGAUUUUCUGCAUUCCUUGUUAAAGCACACUUCAACUACCAUCUUUGAACUUAUAGAUGAGUAUGAAGAUACUUGCAAUAACCAGGUAAACAUGCUUCAAAAAAUAGUGUACCGAGCAACUCCUGGACAGCAGAAAUUUUCAAAAACUGCCAGUGUGUUGUGGCUUCUCAAGCAAGAGAUGGUAACAUGGAGAUUACUGUCCUCAAUUUACAGGGAUAGAAUACAGUCUGCUUUGGAAGAUGAGACCAUGUUUGACGUUGCAAUUAUAAAUGCUAGUGAAAAGACUGUUGUUAACAACCUGUUCCAGAGAGAUUCAUUGGUUCGACAAAGCCAGCUGGUAGUAGACUGGCUAGAGAGCAUUGCCAAGGAUGAAAUUGGAGACUUCUCUGAUAAUAUUGAAUUUUAUGCAAAGUCUGUGUAUUGGGAGAAUACUCUGCACAUCCUGAAGCAACGGCAGUUAAACACCUUUCCUGGGAGCUUACGGCCACUAGUGACAGAACUAGAUCCAGAUGCGCCAAUAAGGCAGAAAAUGCCACUUGAUGAUUUAGAUCGGGAAGAUGAUGCACGUUUGCUUAAGUUUCUUUUUACUCUUAUUAGAGCUGGAAUGACAGAUGAGGCCCAGCGAUUGUGCAAAAGAUGCGGACAGGCUUGGAGAGCUGCAACUCUUGAAGGGUGGAAGCUAUAUCAUGAUCCUAAUGUAAAUGGAGGGACAGAGCUGGAGCCAGUGGAAGGGAAUCCAUAUAGAUGCAUUUGGAAAAUAAGUUGCUGGCGAUUAGCAGAAAAGGAGCAGUUUGACAAGUAUGAGAGAGCAAUCUAUGCAGCACUCAGCGGGAACCUUAAACAGCUUCUUCCAGUUUGUGACACCUGGGAAGAUGCAGUUUGGGCGUAUUUCAGGGUCAUGGUUGACACACUUGUUGAACAGGAAAUCCGUUCAUCAGUGAUGACCACAGAAGAGACCGAAGAACUCCCUAGGGAGUAUUUAGAAACAAACUGGACUCUAGAGAAAGUGUUUGAAGAACUUCCGGCAACAGAAAAAAAGAGAGUUUUGGAAGAGAACCACGAACAUUAUCACAUGAUUCAAAAGUUUGUUAUCCUGGGAGAUGUGGAUGGUUUGAUGGAAGAAUUUAACAAAUGGCUCUCCAAAGACCGAAACAUGCUCCCAGGGCACCUCCUUCGGUUCAUGACUCACCUCAUUUUAUUUUUCCGCACUUUGGGACUCCAAACCAAAGAGGAAGUUUCAGUUGAUGUUUUGAAAACCUACAUUCAGCAAUUAAUACUCGAGAAGCACACAGAUCUUAUAGCAUUUUACGUCAGCCACUUGCCUCAAGAUGUAGCUAUUGCUCAAUAUGCUGCCUUCUUGGAAGAUGUCACGGAGACCGAGCAACGUCAUCAUUGCUUGGAGCUAGCAAAGGAGGCAGGUUUGGAAGUUGCAACUAUAACAAAAACUGUUGUUGAAAAUAUUCGCAAAAAAGAUCCUAGCGAGUUCACUCAUCAUGAUCUUGCAAUAGAUACAGGCACAACAGAGGACGAUCGCUUGAAGAUUGAUGUGAUUGACUGGCUGGUAUUCAAUCCUGCUCAGAGAGCUGAAGCACUUAAGCAAAGCAAUGCUAUCAUGAGGAAAUUCUUGGCAUCUAAAAAAUACGAAGCAGCCAAAGAUGUGUUCAUAAAGAUUCCACAAGACUCUAUAGCAGAAAUAUACAAUCAGUGGGAGGAGCAAGGAAUGGAUAGUCCACUUCCAGCUGAAGAUGACAACGCUAUUAGAGAACAUUUGUGCAUUAGAGCAUAUCUGGAAGCCCAUGAAGCUUUCAACGAGUGGUUUAAACACAUGAACUCAAUGCCACAGAAGCCUGGUCAACUUGUACAAGCAAGUUUCACUGAAAAAGUAGCACAUGAACUUAAAGAGAAGAAAUACGAGGUAGAUUAUAGUAUUUGGAAAGGUCUUUUGGAUGCCCUUACAGCUGAUGUGAAAGAAAAAAUGUAUAAUGUCUUACUGUUUGUCGAUGGAGGAUGGAUGGUGGAUGUCAGAGAGGAUACUGAAGAUGACCCUGAGCGUACUCAUCAGAUGACCAUGCUGCGAAAACUCUGCUUGCCAAUGAUGUGCUUCCUCCUCCAUACAGUAUUGCACAGCACAGGACAGUAUCAGGAAGACCUGAGGCUUGCCGAUUUGAUUGCAUCAGAACGGCACAAACUUUACAGGGUAUUUUCUAAGGAUGAACUACGGAAACUAUUACAGAAGAUGAGGGAGUCUUCGCUCAUGCUUUUGGAUCAGGGUCUUGAUCCUCUUGGAUAUGAAAUUCAAUCUUAGUGCAUCAUUCUGAGUAAAUAAAAUAUGUUGAACAGAGGUGGAAGGGAACCUUUGGGUUUAACGCCACAGUGUUUGGUUUGGAAAUUUUUGUUUUUAAAAAUGUUUCAGUGCACUGAUGCUAGUAAAAUUAAUUUUUGUAUAUGUAAAAUGACAUGCCACUUUGAUAACAUUUGUAUUUU
This is a messenger RNA of Elgaria multicarinata webbii, 3021 nucleotides long. RefSeq names its product nucleoporin 107 (gene NUP107). The transcript has 29 exons. The record is from RefSeq and is a predicted model, not a curated record. Gene Ontology annotation, cellular component: nuclear pore; nuclear pore outer ring. NCBI's taxonomy places the organism in Eukaryota, Metazoa, Chordata, Lepidosauria, Squamata, Anguidae. Gene Ontology annotation, biological process: mRNA export from nucleus; post-transcriptional tethering of RNA polymerase II gene DNA at nuclear periphery; protein import into nucleus. The coding region runs from base 77 to 2842 and encodes 921 amino acids. Gene Ontology annotation, molecular function: structural constituent of nuclear pore.